Alosa sapidissima (American shad) is the source of this 903-nucleotide messenger RNA. RefSeq names its product CYTL1 domain-containing protein. The record is from RefSeq and is a predicted model, not a curated record. Lineage: Eukaryota; Metazoa; Chordata; Actinopteri; Clupeiformes; Clupeidae. Gene Ontology annotation, biological process: positive regulation of transcription by RNA polymerase II. The transcript has 4 exons. The coding region runs from base 7 to 420 and encodes 137 amino acids.
GUCACCAUGGCCAGCACUGGGAACUGCCUCAUCUUUUUGAUCAUCGUCUCGUUUGUCCAAGGAAGCCCUCCACCGUACUGGACCAGUCCACCAACAUGCUACUCCAAAGUGCUGGACAUGGGGAGGGAUGUCAGUGCGCGUGUGGCAGACUUAAAGACUGACCCUGAAACUAGUCGUUGUGCUGACCACAUGCCGUACCUGUACAUUGAUGUGCAUAAUGCUUGCAUCAUGGAGACGAUGCUUAGCUUCAUGACCAUGAUCGAGCGCAUGCGGCAGAGACGCUGUGCGUACACACGCAAAGUCCAGGAGCUGCGCAUGAAGUUACGCCAGCUUCACAUGAUCAUCUCCCAGAGGUGUCAUGGGGACCUGGUGUUCACAAUUGAUAACUGUGCAGCAUUGGAGAGGAGAAGAACUUCCUAAAAUGGUGACUCUUUUGAGAUCCAAACAUUUCUCUUGUUAUCCUGUUUUCAGCAAAGGCUUUCUAUCACAUUAAUUUCAGAGAAAUAAUAGAAACAAUUCUACAAUUAAAAUUCAAAUAUUAUUCAUGUAAUUGUGAGCAAUAUGUUCAGCAACUUGAAAUUUACCACUGAAAUGUAAAAAUGUUCAUAUGGUAUGUUUGGUCGAGACAACUAUGAGAUCAACAAUUAGCUACCACUAGGUGGCAAUGUUAAACAAGGUGGAAAAAAGGAUUGUAUGGGAGUUCAACAUAUCACUGUAAUUCAGUAUCAGGCCUAUGAAGUAGGUCCCUGUGCUUAGAAUAAGGCUUUAUAUCUAUUUUCUUAGCAAGAGCUUGAUUUACAGAUAACUUAAAUAAAUAAUUCAACUAUAUUCAUCACUGGAAUAUAUGCACAGCAUUCAUUUGUAUUCUUUAAAUACAUGCAUUCUAGCUUUCACUGUAAAUAA